Racocetra persica is the source of this 328-nucleotide messenger RNA. The record is from the annotation of a GenBank genome assembly. NCBI's taxonomy places the organism in Eukaryota, Fungi, Glomeromycota, Glomeromycetes, Diversisporales, Gigasporaceae.
AAAUCGUUUUCUGAAUCAUACUGUCAAUCUGUUCUAGACGGAACCUUCCAAAAAGAUGUUCUAGGUGGUGGUGGCGUGUACGCGACAUAUGGGAUGAGAAUAUGGUUUUCGCAUCAAGAAUCUCAACGUAUAGCAUAUUCUUUUCACAGUGGAUACGAUUUUCCCCUUAACAUCCUUCAAAGUUUAUUGGAGCUCAAUAUAUCACUUACACAAAUAUGGCAUUCGAAUCUACCCUCUAUUCGCGGGUUAAAUACAUUCAAAAGUGCGAAUCAUCGUGUAUUCGCAUAUCAAACACCACCUAUAGGAACGGUUCCGGCGGAUCUACCAA